GUGUCCGCAGAAGGGUAUGACUACAUUUUAUUUCAGCUUCCAUUGGACAUAGGGAUCCAUGCAAUGGUUGAAGUACAAUUGGCAACCAUAAUUAGAGAUAAAGUGGUUGGCAGGUUUGGUUUCCCCGCAGAUUUUGCAGAAAAAAGGGAAGUAUGGGAGGACUCUCCCUUGGACUUUUUUGUGUUAGUCCAAGGAGGUAUUUACAUGAGUAAAGCUGAGGAUGGGAAAGUCGCCUUCUUGUUCAGUGCCCAACAGGUUAAUGAUAUGAACCGGGUUGGAACGUCAUCGUAUUGCUCCCCGGAGAUGGCGUUUCACUUUGAGGGAUACCCGCAGAAAGGAGAAAGUGGAAUCAACCACGUCAACUGUUGGCAGAUACGAGAGAUCCAACUCUUAAAAGGAACGGCCACCCGUAAAAGCAAUACACGAUGACAAGGGAAUUCCAAUAAACCAUAGAUUUGUCAAACAUGCAGAGCACGAGGUAGGUACCACAAAUUUUAUGGCUCCGUACAGAAGACAUGGACGGUAUGGCCUGAGAUAUCAUACCUAGUGAGAUUGUAAUCUGAACAAUCCAAGAUGGGGCUAAUGUUAACGGAUGAUGUCGUUUUGACAUCCACCAAAUAUGACAAAUUUGAUGUUCAGAUGGAUAUUGAAUUAUGAUGAAUCAAAUAUACUUUCUUUUCUAAAGAGGAUAAAUCCCGUCCGAAUAGAAAAAAAAUCAGAUUCUCAAAUCUUACUGUUAAUUUUUUUUU
Messenger RNA from Vigna radiata var. radiata (mung bean), 749 nucleotides. RefSeq lists its product as uncharacterized. The transcript is spliced from 2 exons. NCBI's taxonomy places the organism in Eukaryota, Viridiplantae, Streptophyta, Magnoliopsida, Fabales, Fabaceae. Bases 64 to 429 code for a protein of 121 amino acids. The record is from RefSeq and is a predicted model, not a curated record.